AUGUUCGACAAGUCAGCUCCGGUAGAAUUGCUCAUUGGAGCGGACAUUUUUCCCCAAGUUUGGAACGAUAAAAGUGAGUCGCUUGGUCUAGGCUACCCAUCCGUCUAUAGUUCCAUUUUCGGUUGGGUGUUGAUCGGCCCUAUUCAAACUCAUCCUGAUGUGGGGGCUCAAUCCAUGCUUGUGUCGUUGGUGUCAUCCAUGGAAACCAUGAUGGAGAAGUUUUGGAGUGUAGAGGAACCUGAGGUUGCUCCACCUCAGUUCACAGAAGACGGUUUGUGCGAGAAGAUUUUCAGCUCUGAGGUCGCUCGUGGCAGUCAAGGUCGGUUUUCGGUUCCUCUUCCGUUCAGAUCAGAGCGGAUGUCGGAAGGGUUCCUGGGAUCACGACAAGUCACCCUAAACCGUUUCCUCCAGCUAGAGCGCAAAUUGGCUGCAGAUAAGAUUUUGUACCGGGUGUACUGCAAGUUUAUGUCUGACUAUGAAGAACUAGGUCAUAUGAGCCGUGCAGAAGGUGCCGGUCAAUAUUUUAUACCGCAUCACGCGAUCCAAAAGGCUGAAGGAGACAACGUGAAAUUGAGAGUAGUCUUCGACGCUUCAGCCAAGUGCCAUUCCGGGCUUUCCCUGAACCAGUGCUUGUUGGUUGGGCCAAAGCUCCAACAGGAUAUUGUUGACGUGUUAACCGGAUUUAGAGUUCAUAAGAAAGAUUCACUGCAAGUAACAGUCAAGGAGUAUACUCUCAAUACGGUCACAUAUGGGGUAAAUUGUGCUCCGUAUUUAGCCCUGCGCGUCCUUCAAUAUAUUGCGGAUACAGAUUGCGAAGAUUUUCCAGAUAUACAACGUGCUCUACGUAAUCAAACGUACAUGGACGAUAUUUGUGUUGGCGCAGAGUCUCUAGAGGCUGCUCAAGUCCUUCAAACGAACCUGAUCCGGUUGCUAGACCGCUCUGGUCUGGACUUAAAGAAAUGGGCCAGCAAUUCUUCUGAGCUUUUGAGUAAUCUAAAACCGGAGGACUGUUCGGGAGACCCUCUGACUUUUGAUCAAGACAAUUCAGUACAAGUAUUGGGAAUGCGUUGGAAUCCGAAGGGUGAUUUCUUUUCGUUCUAUACUACCAAUUUUAAGUUGAUUCUCACUAAGCGAGGUGUGUUGUCCAUGAUAGCUAGGAUCUUCGUCCCGCUAGGUCUGCUCUCGCCAUCAACUUUCUAUGCGAAAACAAUUAUGCAACGUCUGUGGCUCGCACAGGUUGACUGGGAUAGUCAGAUUCCCGAGGAUAUUGCGAACGAUUGCUACGGUCUUUGCGGAUUUUGUGACGCAUCUGAAAAGGGUUAUGCUGCAGUGGUGUAUCUCCGCGUGACUGAUCCGUCCGGAGCUACAUCCGUUUACCUUAUGGGUGCUAAGACAAAGCUAGCCCCAAUGAAAGCCAUGACAGUCCCACGUUUGGAAUUAAGUGGUGCGGUGCUCCUCGCAGUAUGGUUAGGUAGGCUCAAGCGUAUUCUUGAGUCGCAGUUGGUGGUGUCUGCUGUUUUCGCGUGGUCUGAUUCGUCCAUUGUGCUGUCUUGGCUUAACAACCCGCACACCUCGUAUAAGACGUUCGUUUCUAACAGAGUCUUCCAAAUUCAGUCUACGUUACCUAGUUGCAGCUGGCGGCAUGUUCGCUCUGAGAUGAAUCCGGCCGAUUGCGCUUCGCGUGGGCUCCCUCCUCCCGAGCUCCGAAAAUGCAAACUUUAUUGGAAGGGUCCCAGUUUUUUGAACUUUCCGGUUGAGACUUGGACUCAAGAUUUCUCAUGCUUAAGUUUGGAACAUUGGCCAGAAACAAAGCCAGUUUGUUUGGUGACACGUGUAGAACCACGCGUUGAAUGGUCCCUUCGAUUUUCGUCUUUCAACCAGAUGAUCCGAGUGACAGCUCAGGUCCUUCGGUUCAUCCAGAUGUGUCGAAAGAGAAGUGUCGAGCUAGGCUUCCUAAGGCAGUCCGAAUUGAACGCAGCUCUCAAUCUGCAUAAAGGGACUACCAUUCAAUCCAAGCCUUUAGCUCACCUCUGUCCGUUCUUAGACCCGGUUGAUCUGCUUCGCGUAGGUGGUCGUAUGCAGAACUCAAAUUGGUCAGAGCGGCGAAAGCACCUUAUGCUGAUCCCGAAAGAGUCCUACUUGGCUGUUUUGAUUGCUCGUCAUUGGCAUCUCUAUGCCUGUCAUGCUCGACCUAGAUUGCUAAUCGCUCUUAUUCAACGGCAAUUUUGGAUCAUUGGGAUCCGUCUUAUAGUCAAUCGGGUAAUUCGUAAAUGCUUGAUUUGUGCAAAGAUGUCGGCUGCUAAUCUACAACCUAUCAUGGCAGCUCUGCCAAGCUUCCGGGUACAGGAAGCUCAUCCUUUUUCGAUGGGGGGGAUCGACUAUGCAGGGCCUUUGCAAAUGAAAGAAGUCAUUUUGCGAAAGGCGCGUAUUGUGAAAGUUUAUAUUACAAUAUUCGUCUGUAUGACUACUAAAGCUGUGCAUUUGGAGUCCGUAACUGCUCUGUCUACGGAUUCGUUUCGAUUAACGCUAGAUCGGUUCGUUGCUCGUCGUGGUUUACCGACCACAAUCUAUUCAGAUUGUGGCACCAAUUUCGUUGGUGCAGCUCGUCAGCUCAGAUAUCUAGUUAACCACCCUGAUAGAAGAGAUCAGUUAGAUAGUCAUAUCGCUUGUGAAUGGCACUUUAAUCCUCCGGGUGCUCCCCAUUUUGGAGGAAUCUGGGAAGCGGCCGUUAAAUCCGUGCCAUGUCUUCCCAAGUUUGGACGUUGGAGGAAUUCACAACGGUUUUGUGUCGGGUAG
This is a messenger RNA of Myzus persicae (green peach aphid), 2796 nucleotides long. RefSeq lists its product as uncharacterized. The record is from RefSeq and is a predicted model, not a curated record. The transcript is spliced from 4 exons. Lineage: Eukaryota; Metazoa; Arthropoda; Insecta; Hemiptera; Aphididae. Gene Ontology annotation, molecular function: nucleic acid binding. Bases 1 to 2796 code for a protein of 931 amino acids.